Messenger RNA from Rosa chinensis, 1414 nucleotides. RefSeq lists its product as uncharacterized. The record is from RefSeq and is a predicted model, not a curated record. The coding region runs from base 164 to 1039 and encodes 291 amino acids. The transcript has 2 exons. Lineage: Eukaryota; Viridiplantae; Streptophyta; Magnoliopsida; Rosales; Rosaceae.
CCCUGGACAAACAUCACAAGAUCGUCCAGAUUUAGAGGUCAGGGUAUUUCGUUCAAAACUUGAGCAACUAAAAGAAGACAUCAUCACCAAAGGAGUAUUGGGAAGAGUUAUUGCUCAUGCUUUUGUCGUUGAAUUUCAGAAACGGGGCCUACCACAUGUACACAUGCUGGUCAUGUUGGAUGAAAAUGAUAAGCUUAGUAACCCUGAAGAUUAUGACCGCAUUGUUAGAGCAGAAAUACCAGAUAAAGAUGAAGAGCCUCAACUUUAUGAUCUGGUGUUGAAACAUAUGAUUCACGGUCCAUGUGGAACCUUAAACCAACAGUCUUCAUGUAUGAAGAAUGGGAGAUGCAAUAAAAGUUAUCCAAAAUCAUUUGCAAAUUUCACUGUGCAAGGAAACGAUGCAUAUCCUAUAUAUCGAAGACGAGCAAGUCGCUUACCAGUCCCUCUACGUAGAUCUGGAGACACAAUGGUGGAUAAUAGUUGGGUUGUUCCUUAUAACCCGUGGUUGUUGCUACGGUAUGAUUGUCACAUCAAUGUUGAAAUAUGUGGGAGCAUAAAGAGUGUCAAAUACUUAUAUAAGUAUGUCUACAAAGGUCCUGAUAGAGUUGCAGUUCAAGUGCAAUCUUACCAGGAGUUCGAUGAAAUAAGACAAUUUGUCGAUGCAAGGUGGGUUUGUGCACCAGAGGCUUUAUGGAGGAUAUUUAAAUUUGUAAUGAACAGAAUAUAUCCAACAGUCGACAGAUUACAAAUACAUCUUCCAAACAUGCAACAAAUCAGAUUCGAUGCAAAUGAGACUGUAGAAGACAUUCUAGCAGAUGAGCAUGCACAGAAGUCUAUGCUUACUGAAUAUUUCACCAUGAACCGUAUGGAUCCGGAAGCAAGACGAUAUCUGUAUCGAGAAUUCCCUCAAUACUAUAGGUGGGAAAGUAAGCAAAAAGCUUGGGUGAAAAGAAGGAACAACUACAAGGUAAUUGGAAGAAUAUACAGUGUUUCACCCUCUGAAGGAAGCGGCAGAGAAACGAGGUUUGCUGGAAGAUGACAAUAGCAUCCGACAAUGUCUGUUAGAGGCCUCUGCAAUUAGAAUGCCAUCAGCUUUGAGAAGAUUAUUCGUCACAAUUUUGGUGUAUAGUCAACCAACUGGUGUUCGAAGAUUGUGGGAUGAAUUUUAUCCUUUCAUGAUUGAAGAUUAUUCUUCUUCAAGUGAUAUUGUCGAUAUUUCUGUCAGAAACAGGUUACUUCGAGAUCUAAAUAGAAUGCUAGAACAAUUUAAUAAGGGCACUGGAGAAUUUGAUCUGCCUGAAAUGACAAGUGAGCCAGAAGAUAGUCUAGGAAUACCGAGAUGUAUUGAAGACGAAAUUUCUAUAAAUAUCCCGCAAGAAGAUAUUGAUGCAAUUGACCACCUUAACAACGACCA